Torulaspora delbrueckii is the source of this 1113-nucleotide messenger RNA. RefSeq lists its product as uncharacterized. The transcript has a single exon. NCBI's taxonomy places the organism in Eukaryota, Fungi, Ascomycota, Saccharomycetes, Saccharomycetales, Saccharomycetaceae. Gene Ontology annotation, cellular component: membrane. Bases 1 to 1113 code for a protein of 370 amino acids. The record is from RefSeq and is a predicted model, not a curated record.
AUGUCUUUGAAGGACCCCAACGGCGAGAGGUUUGAGUCGGAGAGGCAGUUGAGCAGCGAAGGCUCACUAUACAAAGAUGACACUGUAGUUAGAAGAAUAUCGCGGGAGUAUUUGAAACCAAAUAUUGGACUGGUGCUGCUGGUGGUUUCGUACUUCUUCAAUUCUGGUAUGGUUGUUGCCACGAAAGUGCUAGAGACAGAUCAUGAAGGUGUGGAAGAUAGAGAGCCGAUAAAGCCUCUUCAAAUCUUGCUAGUGCGGAUGUCGAUCACUUAUGUGGGCACUCUACUCUACAUGUUAAAGAAUCGCAAGACUAUUGAGAAUGUACCGUUUGGCCCACCAGAAGUACGCAAAUGGUUGAUAUUGAGAGGACUUAUGGGAUUUCUUGGAGUUUUCGGGCUUUAUUCCUCAUUGGUAUACCUCAGUAUCAGCGAUGCAAUCCUAAUAACGUUUCUAACACCAACAGUAACUGUAAUUCUAGCUUGGAUCGUACUACGAGAAAGGUUUACAGUGAUUGAAGCCGUGGGAUCGUUACUAUCAUUCGGGGGAGUGAUUCUAAUCGUACGUCCCAGCUUCCUAUUCGGAACAGCUACAACUUCUACAGACGCGGCAGAGUCUGAAAAUACCAGAGACCGUCUGAUAGCUACCAUAAUGUCUCUAGUCGGUGUAUUUGGAGCCAGUUCAGUCUACAUAAUCAUCCGUCACAUCGGCCAAAGAGCACAUGCGAUCCUCAGUGUAAGCUAUUUCUCACUGAUUGUAACAAUCAUCUCGAUCGCAGGAGUUGCUCUGGUGCCUUCAAUGCACAUUCAGAUGCCAAGCAAUACCAAGCAAUGGCUCCUUUUUGCCAACUUGGGUAUAUGCGGGUUCAUCUUCCAAUACCUGCUCACCAUGGGGAUCCAACGUGAGAGGGCAGGUCGGGGUUCAGUAAUGGCGUAUACACAACUGAUUUACGCGGUUUUUUGGGAUGUUGCGUUGUGGCACAAUUGGCCCAAGUUGUGGUCCUGGCUAGGCAUGCUAAUAAUAGUUGGGUCUACGCUCGCAGUAAUCAAGUUCAAGCCAAAGGAGUCCGCUUCUCCACCUGAUGAGGAGGAGAACUACGAGUUGGACGAGAUUUGA